This is a messenger RNA of Trichoplusia ni (cabbage looper), 2655 nucleotides long. RefSeq lists its product as uncharacterized. The record is from RefSeq and is a predicted model, not a curated record. Lineage: Eukaryota; Metazoa; Arthropoda; Insecta; Lepidoptera; Noctuidae. Gene Ontology annotation, molecular function: DNA binding. Bases 549 to 2396 code for a protein of 615 amino acids. The transcript has 2 exons. Gene Ontology annotation, cellular component: nucleus.
UUAUAUCUCAUAUUCUCACUCUCUUUUAUACUGAAAUAUAACAUUCACUUCUACAAUUCUUACAGAUGUUUCUAAAACUAAAAGAAAACCUUACAAAUCUAAUGUUUGGUAUAAUGUUGUGUGAUGGAAUAGUAUAUUAGCAACAUAUGCUAACAUAACAGCUGAUUGAGGCAAUUCAAAACACACUUGUCAGCUUAAUCUAUACAUCCAUACAACUUACACAUAAGUAAGUAUGCAAUAGGUAUUAUGCGAAACAAAGUUGAGCUGAGUUUCGUACUCCAAUAUAGUCCAAUAUUGGUUUGCGAUAACGUUCAUUAAUAUUAAUAUUCUGCCGCCACAGGAACCCAAUUAAACACGUAGGGGAGCGAGGGGCUUGUUGUAACAGGGGCAAGUAGUAACAGGCCCUUUUCACUAGGAUCUUAAACGCUAUUAACGUAUUUCUUUGACUCGAUUUAACCUAUAAACCGCGCCGCAUCUUGUUGCCAUAGCCAAAAUCCCGCCGGCCGGCGCAGUGAGCGGAAGUGUGCACGUGCUUCAUUUCUGCCAGAAUGAGAGUGUAUAAAAGAAAGUCAGAGCGGGCAACACAAAGCCAAGAAGUGUACGAGUUAGCGGCAGCUGAAGUUUUAGAAAACAAAUGCAGUAUUCGGAAAGCUAGUCAGACUUUCGGAUUAUGUCACGUCUCUCUUUAUAGAUACAUAAAGAAAAAGAAGAAUAAUGAAAGAUUAAGAGUUGGUUAUGUUAAGCCUAGACAAGUAUUUACUGCAGAAGAGGAAGAUAAGAUAGCUUCGUACCUACUCAAGUGCGCCGAUAUAUAUUUUGGACUACUUCCUAUAGAAGUAAGGAAACUAGCUCACCAAUGCGGUGUGCAGCUUAGUGCUAAAAACAUUCCUCCUUCAUGGCAUCAAAAUAACAUGGCUGGUACUGACUGGUUCCAAAAUUUUAUGCGCAGAAAUUCACAUUUAUCUCUAAGGACACCAGAAGCGACGUCUUUAAGUCGAGCGACGUCUUUCAAUAAGACUAACGUUAAUUCAUUCUUUGAAAUAUAUCAACGACUUCUCCAAAAAUAUCAGUUUAAUGCUUCUCGAAUAUGGAACAUUGAUGAAACAGGGGUCACAACGGUUCAAAAACCUAAGAAAAUAGUAGCUGCUCGUGGCCAAAAGCAAAUUGGAGCUAUCACAUCGGCUGAGAGGGGAACUCUUGUAACACUUGCUUGUGCCUCUAACGCUGCGGGUAAUUUUAUCCCACCGAUGUUCGUUUUUCCCAAGCUUAAAUAUUCUGAAAUGUUUAUUCGUGGUGGACCUCCAGAUUGCAUUGGUGCUGGUAAUUCCUCCGGAUGGAUGACCGAAAAAGAAUUUUUAAUUUUUAUGGAUCAUUUUAUCAAACACGCAAAACCCACCAAGGAAGAGCCAGUUCUGUUGCUACUUGAUAACCAUAGCUCACACGUGAAUAUUGGAGUAGUUGAAAAAGCCAAAGAAAAUAAUGUCAUCAUGUUAUCGUUUCCCCCGCACUGCUCCCACAAUUUGCAACCUUUAGACGUAGGAGUGUACGGUCCUUUUAAAAAUUACACAAAUAGGGCACAGACAGCAUGGAUGCACAACAAUCCGGGGAAAACGAUGACAAUAUAUGACAUCCCAAGUAUUGUGAAAGAGUCAUUACCGCUUGCCCUGAACCCUACUAAUAUUAUGAGUGGAUUUAAAGCUUCUGGUUUAUGGCCUUUGAAUGCUGAUAUUUUCCAAGACUCCGACUUUGCGCCAUCUUAUGUUACUGAUCGUCCAGAUCCUACACAAGAGCCAGAUGACGUAAAUGUCACAGAUAAUAUAUCUUUGAAUCUUGAAAAUCCAGAACUAUUAGAUUCUGUCCCUGAAGUAGAUAUAAGCACCACGGAAAUUAUAAGCCAAAUCGAAACUGCAAACGAACCAACUCCGAGUUGCUCCGGUCUACAAAAAACUUUCUCGCCAUCGAAGAUUAGACCUUUACCAAAGGCGCCACCAAGAAAAACUAAUACAAAUAGCAGACGCAAAAGAAAAUCUACAGUAUUGACGGACACUCCUGAAAAGGAAGCUUUACUAAAGGAAUAUGAGGAAAAGAUGAAGAAAAAACAGAAAAAAGAUGACAAAAUUAAAGGAAAAGGGAAAGGAAAGGGGAAGGGAAAAGCCAAAGGUAAAUCAACAAAUAAUAAAACCGGAGUGGGCAGAGCUAAAAAAAAGAUUUUAUGUUCAGAUUCAGAAUCUGAAGCAGAAGAAUGGUAUUGUCUGGUAUGUGGUGAAGCUUACACAGAUACAAAUAAAGAAGAUUGGAUAGAGUGUAUCAUUUGUAAGAUGUGGGCACAUGUAGGAUGUGUUACAGGAGACAUUAUAUCUUUUAUUUGUAUUAAUUGUAACUCAGAUGAAGACUGAAUUUAAUUAUAAUGAAACCCACCAAAUGUUGAUUCUUACAUAAGUAUAAUACUUUGUUAAAUAGCUAUUAAGAAGAGAUAAUUAAGAAGCAUACCUUAGAUAUAAAUAAUUUAAUUUACUGUGAUUCAAAAGUGCCAUGAUGAUUAUAAGUAGUGUUUAACUAAAUAAAACUGUUAAUUACUUAAUUUUUAAGUGUUGAUUACUAAAAAAAAUUUAUUUGAGUUGAUUUUUGAUAAGAAUUACGUAAUACUUACUUUAG